CAUGAUAUGGAAAUCAUUGUAUUCUUUUUUUAAUAUAUGUUUAACACAACAUCCCAACUUAAUUGGAAUUGGGGUUCUAUAAUAGGCGUCAAUUAUAGGCGGCUUUAUGCUAUUGUGAAUAGCGGGGGUUGAUUAAAAAUUUUAAAAGGACAAAAAAAGAAAAGAAAAAAAUCCACGGAUGCCCCCAGAUGCCAAAAAGCGAGUAUACGGGGGUCCACUGUACAUUGUUGCAAAUAAUUAAUUUUCGGACCAGUAAAGUGAAACUGGGUAAUUUCCUGUGCACACCUGAUGAUCUCUCACGGCAUACUGAUAUGCCACAUCACAGCGGUUGGGACUCAGCGCCUUGGAGGUUCCAGGGGUCCAUUAAAGCGCGCCGUGCAUCCAUUUCUAGUCCAUGCAACACACAGAGCAGCAUGCCAUGACUCAUGCCAUUUGACAAAGAUGCGGCGCAGCAGCGAGAGGGGCGGGCACAUGUGCGAGUGUGUCUCCGCGAGAUAAAGAUAGAAGCCCGUGGAAAGCGUCGCCCAGAUUAUAAGCCUCUGCUUUUGGCGACCAAACGGGGGGAGGGCGGACGACGAGCCAGCUUCCGAAGAGCCUUUUUUAUUCUUUUUUUUUUUUAUUAUUAUUUUUUUUUAUUUGGGUGUCUGUGGCAGCCAGUGAUGCUUCAUGCGCUGACAUGCACUUUGCGACGGCACCAUCACUUUUUGCGACGGCACCAUCACUUCAUAGUGUGAGGUGAACUGGGCCAACAUGCAGGAAAAACACCAGCCUUCCAGCGCAGGGCCAAGCAGUUUGGGGGGGAAGGCCCAUCCAGCUCUCAAAGCCUUCAUGUGCGGCUCCCUCAGCGGCACAUGCUCCACGCUGCUCUUCCAGCCUCUGGAUCUGGUGAAGACACGGCUGCAGACCUUGCAGAACACCGCAAAGCCAGGUUCACCAAAAGUGGGCAUGUUUCGCGUUUUCAUCAACGUGAUAAGGACAGAAAGUGUCUUCAGCCUGUGGAAAGGAGUUUCCCCUUCGUUCGUCCGCUGCAUCCCCGGUGUGGGCAUCUACUUCAGCACCUUCUACUCGCUCAAGCAGCACUUCUUCCUGGACCGGGCACCCAACGCCGGCGAGGCCGUGCUGCUGGGGGCCGGUGCCAGAGCGGUGGCCGGCGUCUGCAUGUUGCCGUUCACCGUCAUCAAAACGCGCUUUGAGAGUGGCUUUUACAACUACGUGAGCGUGACCGGCGCUCUGAGGAGCAUGUACAAGACGGAGGGCGUGAGAGCGCUGUUCUCCGGCUUCACCGCCACGCUGCUGCGCGACGCCCCCUUCUCCGGGAUCUACGUCAUGUUCUACAGCCAGGCCAAGAAGACGCUGCCUGCAGAGGUGACGUCGUCAGUCUACAUGCCCUUGGUCAACUUCAGCUGCGGCGUGGUGGCGGGUGUCAUGGCGUCGCUGGUCACGCAACCCGCGGAUGUGGUGAAGACGCACAUUCAAGUCAGCCCAUCACACUGGAGCACAACGGACGCUAUUCGCUACGUCUAUGAGAAACACGGUCUCAGCGGCUUUUUCCGCGGGGCCAUACCUCGGUCCCUUCGCCGUACUCUGAUGGCCGCCAUGGCCUGGACUGUCUAUGAACAGCUGAUGGCUCGGAUGGGCCUCAAGUCCUGAAGACGGGGGCGAGACCUUCAGGAAUAUCAUCGAGCCUGUAGAGUGAGAGCGCUUGCGUGUGAGUGAGUGUGUGUCUGUGUGUGUGUGCGUUUGAUGCUAAAUUAUUAUAACUAUUUGUGAAAAUGUGUACAAUAUCUGUGGGUGUGAGAUUUUGAACUUUGUCGUGCGUCAAUAUCUACAAUGUAGCAACACUUGACAGGCAGAACUGCACUGGAUUCUGCCAGAUUUCUUGAAGGAGCACACACUUGAGCAGGGUUUCUUACUCGCCAGUCAACCUCCCAAUAAGAAAAUUGGUUUAGUUUUAAAGCUCAGACAAUCACAAAUACUCAUAGAUGCAAGGGGAAAAAAAUCUUGGCUUAUUGUUAUACUGCUCAAAUCUAUUCUUUAAAAGGUCACCAAAACAAAUAUUUUGUCAAACAACAUGCUAUGUGACUCGGAACAUCCUUAGACUCAUUCUAGGAUUUUUCUAUUUCUAUUGAAUAUAUUUGCUUUUUUCUUUUCAAAGGGAAAUAGCAGUGCAGUUUGUAUUUUGUUUCCCCUGCUGUUCAGUCUUACCUAAAUUGGGUUUACGGAGCUCAGUAUUGAAUUUUUAUUAUUUUUUUUUUUUUUGCGGCGAUCAGAUAUUUUUAGUAUUGAUUUUUCUGUCAAUUAAUCGAAUCAUUGGAGACAAAAAUUCUUUUGCAUUAAAAUGUAUUGCAAAAUCUUUUGAUGACUGUUUAUUAACAAAUUGUUGUUUGUGUUGUUUAAUUAUUAAACAAAACCAAAUGAACAACAAUUAACCAGUAUCACACGAAAGGGAGUGAUGUACUCGCUAAACUUUUUGACACUGAGAGCUGCUUCUUGGGUAGUUAGUCAUGCGAAGGGCUACUAGUUUGAUACACUUCUGAGGCUGCUUCAGGUUCAACUACCUUUCAAUUACAGCUUACACUACGGCUGCAAAUAAUUAUUUUCAUAAUAUAUUAAAUUAUAAUUUUUUAAAUAAAUUGAUAAGGAUUUAGUUACUGGUUUGGUCUGUACAUGUCGGGAAAUAGGGAAACAUUUUGAUCGUUGUUUUCCAAAGUAAAAGCAGAUGUUUGCAAAUGGCUUAUUUUGAUUAAAUGCAAAGAUAACCAGUCAGAGUAUUUACUGUUAAGAGGCUGAAAUUAGAGGAUUUGGACAAUUUUAGGCUAAACAAAAGGUCUAAACGGUUUUUCGAUUAUCACAAAAAGUUUAAUUUGAUUGAUUCGAUUUAAUCGAUUAAUUGUUGCACCUCAAUUGUUCGCGCAUAAGGUGAAUUAAAGUGUUGCAGUCUUACCAUGUGUUGUAAAUGAGUUUCCUGUGCAGUAUUAAUGCUGAUCUUUUGUUAUGUAGAGACGAUUAGCGCUCCAGUUGACUGAUUUUAUGGCCUCAUGAUCCAAAAUGAAGGCCUCCCCCCUCCGCUAACCUUGACAAACAUGUUCUCUGGUCUUCUGAACGUGAGCAUAAAUGUACUUGUCACCAGUUACUGGUUAAAAUCAACUGAAGGCACUUUGCUGUACAUAUUUCUUAUAGAGAGGUGAUUUAUUGGUAUUUUGACGUCCAUGCAAACACUGCCAAAUACGUGUGUUGCCAGUACAUGUUUCUGCAGUUGGUAGCGACAUGGAGGCUGGCGAAACAGUGUCUUAAUCCUCCUUCAGUGUGGGCGUGUCACUGUAGUCAUUUGACAGUGCACUCCUGUCUCCGUCUAUGGUGACUAUAUGAUCCUUGUUAUUGUACAUGGUCUGUGCAGUGUUGCUUCGGACAUUGUGCCUGUCAAUUUCUAUUGUCAAUAAAAAUAAAUUUUCAAUAAAUGUGUUGG
Messenger RNA from Phyllopteryx taeniolatus (common seadragon), 3466 nucleotides. Its product is annotated as mitochondrial glycine transporter B-like. The coding region runs from base 751 to 1650 and encodes 299 amino acids. Gene Ontology annotation, cellular component: mitochondrion; mitochondrial inner membrane. The transcript is spliced from 7 exons. Gene Ontology annotation, molecular function: glycine transmembrane transporter activity. Lineage: Eukaryota; Metazoa; Chordata; Actinopteri; Syngnathiformes; Syngnathidae. The record is from RefSeq and is a predicted model, not a curated record. Gene Ontology annotation, biological process: glycine import into mitochondrion.